AUGUUCACCUCUACCGUCUUCCUACUUGCUUUGGCUGGAAUUGCGCGGGCGCAAACCCCCCAGGGCUUCACGCCCUCCGUCAACACAAAACUCGACGUCUUCUUCAACUCCACAAGUGUAGCCACACCCGGUCAACGACUCAAAAAAGCCACCACGGCAUCCCAACCCCAACUCGCCCUUCCCGCCACCGCAAACGUCUCCUCCUCAGACUCCUACAUCUUCGUAAUGAUAGACCUCGACGUCCCGCCCGCAGAAGGCCAAACAACCCGCCGCACCAUCCUGCACGCCAUGAUCACCGACUUCAAAGCCACGUCGCAAGCAGUUGGAUCCAGCGGCUCGCGACUCCUCGCGUCCCAGGAGAAAGGCCCCGCAGCGUACAUCGGUCCCUCGCCGCCAGCGACAGACAGUACGCCGCACCGCUACGUGGAACUACUAUUCCAACAGCCCGCGCAGGAGUUGAGUGUCAGCGAGGCGGACUUCGAGGACAUACAGUCGAGGAUUGGGUUUGAGAUUGAGCAGUUUGCGCAGCAGAAUGGGCUGGGGGAGCCGCUGGCGGCGAACUUCUUUACCGUUAGUGGGCAGCCUGGUGGUGGUGCGAGUGGGACGGCGGGGAGCUUUGGUACGGCGACGGGGAGUGGGGGCAUCGUGAGGAAUACGCUUGCACCUGAGGAGUUUGAGGGGAGGGCUGGGAGGGUGGAUUUCUCGUUGGGGUUUGCGGGGUUGGUUGGGGGGCUUGUUUUGGCUGUCGUGUAG
This is a messenger RNA of Aaosphaeria arxii CBS 175.79, 753 nucleotides long. Its product is annotated as PEBP-like protein. The transcript has 2 exons. Gene Ontology annotation, molecular function: phospholipid binding; peptidase inhibitor activity. The record is from RefSeq and is a predicted model, not a curated record. Bases 1 to 753 code for a protein of 250 amino acids. NCBI's taxonomy places the organism in Eukaryota, Fungi, Ascomycota, Dothideomycetes, Pleosporales. Gene Ontology annotation, biological process: regulation of Ras protein signal transduction; regulation of proteolysis.